AUGGCUACCACCGAACAGAUCACGAUUCCUCGCCCUGGAGCAAAAGUCCCUGAUCCAAUAGAGUCGAUUCCAGGCCCCUCUGAAGAGUCCUUCACAACAACAUUCGGGAAACUUCUCCCAGCCGCCGACUACCUCACCACCGCAUACGGCAAAAUCGCUUAUUACACCUAUACCCCCAAGACCUCUGCCUCCCCCACCUCCUCAAGUCAACGGGUGCUUUUUCUCCACGGCGUCCAAACCCCAUCCCUAGGCCUUCAACCCCUGGCAAACUCCCNNCUCCAAACCCUCUUCCCAAGUUCAGAAUUCGUACUCGUAGACCUGUGGGGCCAUGGCCUAACCUCCACACCUCUUUUACCUCACACACCCUCUGUGUUCCACUUCCUCAUCGACAUUUUGCUCUCACACCUGCACUGGGAGUCUUGCCACUUAGUUGGUUAUUCCUUUGGUGGCAGUACUGCGAUUUCGUAUCUUGCUUCCUCUGUUGCCCGUGCGCAGAGCAUCAAAAGUGUGGUGUUAGUUGCUCCAGCAGGGCUUUGGAAAUCUCCACAUCUCGAUGAGGAUAAACUCUCCAAUCCCGAUUUCGAAAUCGCCAAAUCCCACGUCUUGGAGUUAUUGGAGGGUGGUCCGUUAAUCGUGCCCACCGACUGGCAAUCCCGCAUUUCCAACGGCGAGAUCGUAGCUGAGAAAGUUAGGGAAUGGCAGAUGGAGCACCAUCAAGGACAUACUGCUUCAGUGGUUGCUAUAGUAAGGGAUGGCGGUGUAUUUGGACAAGAAGAGGCUUUCGCAAAGGCGGUGGAGACCAAAAUACCCAUCUUGGCGGUGUUGGGAGAGACGGAUGAUGUAGUGUUUGAAAAGGAUUUGAAGGGUGUAGGAAUGGAGAAUGUGGUUGUGGUGAAGGGGGCCGGACAUGCCGUUGUGAGGCAAAAAGUCCCUGAAGUUGCGAAACACAUCGAGAAGUUCUGGAAAGAGUUGCAGAAAUAG
Aureobasidium musti is the source of this 981-nucleotide messenger RNA. The record is from the annotation of a GenBank genome assembly. Lineage: Eukaryota; Fungi; Ascomycota; Dothideomycetes; Dothideales; Saccotheciaceae.